Molecule: messenger RNA, 3247 nt
Organism: Brienomyrus brachyistius
Lineage: Eukaryota; Metazoa; Chordata; Actinopteri; Osteoglossiformes; Mormyridae
Gene: ciarta
Product: circadian associated repressor of transcription a
Biological process (GO): circadian regulation of gene expression; negative regulation of DNA-templated transcription
Cellular component (GO): nucleus
Molecular function (GO): RNA polymerase II cis-regulatory region sequence-specific DNA binding
Source: RefSeq, a predicted model, not a curated record
CACAUGUUGACGCUUGCAAUAAACUAGAGAAGACAGAAUAAGCCGAAGAGAAACCGAGGGGAGUCGGGGAGAGGCGAUCGACCGGUUGGCUACUCGUGUGAAGACAUUGCUAAGCUGCUAUUAUUUAUUUUCCCAGAUUUGCAAAUAAAUUGUACUAACGCUGGUGUCACUGACUGUUGUGGUUCGGUCAGUUCAUGGAUUAAGUUUUAGUAUCGAUCAAUACUAAAACCUGGUCCGUUUAGGAGACAGUCACAACAACACAAACAUUGAGGCACAUGACAGCUACGACACACAAAUACACGUUCGGUGUCACCUAGAGCCGGCAAAACGACGACAGGGUGGGGUGACAUGAGGACAGAGAGGAACAAAACAGAAGCAGAAUAGGAGUAGCUAUCUUGACAGAGUGAUGCAGUCCUCGCACGGCUCCUUGUGCUCCAACGACAGCCUCUCAUUCAGCGACGCCGAGCACACGGAGGAGGACGCAGACGUGUUCCUCCCUGAGGCCGCCGGGGGCGAGCGACAGCCCGGUACGCCCCCCCUCCCUCGGCAUGUUGCCGGCGUCUCGCGCCUGAGUUCAUGGCAGCAUCGCCAUGCUUUCGGGAACGGGGACAGGUCCCUUGGUGGGAACCAGCCGCACUGUGCUUUCCACUCCAUGCUGGUGACCUCAACUAGCAGAGCGAGCCGGGACAAGGGGAGUCCGAAGCAGACUGAGGGGGGGUCACGCUUUGCCCAGAAGUGUGCAGAACUUCAGGUCUUCCUCAGACCCCUGCUGGACCUUCUGAACGGCCUUAAGAAUGGAAGGUUCGACAGAGGUCUUAACAGUUUCCAGCAGAGCGUUGCUAUGGAUAGAAUCCAGAGGAUUGUGGGAGUUUUGCAGAGACCCACCUCUGGAGAAAAGCACCUCAACACCCUCCUCCAGGUGGAAAUACUGCUGAAGCUGUGGUUUCCGGGUAUCUCCCAUCACGCCCCCGCCAGCCAACGGCUACCCUCAGGCCACAAUCACCCCCCAGUCACCCCACCCCACAAACACAAAGACCAGCUGCACAUACCCGUCAAGAAGCGCAAACUGAGCUGGUCAGACACGGACAGCACCUACUCACCGACUCUCAGCUUCCGACAAGUGAAAGUGGAAGAGGAAGGAAGAGACGGCCACAGGGCAACAGUAGUGAUCGGCUCAGAGCAGAGAGGGAGCUCACUUACCGGGUCAGAAGAUCCAGUGGGAACUGGGAAAGAUGAUAAGGUGGAAACUAGGGAAGGACAAUCAUCUGGUUAUAAAGUCACCCACGUGUCCGAGCCAAGUCUUACUUGGGUCCAUGUUGCACCUAUACUUAGCCCCCCGAAAUCUUGCCCCUCCCACAACAGUAGAGAGAGCAAACAGGGAAAUUUUACCGUAGUUGCUGUUACCCCUCCAACCACUAGGGGCAGUCCAGCAACACAGGACAGCUCCAUUUCCUCUACCACCCCAUUGUCAGAUCCACGCCACCUUUCUUUCCAGAUCUACCAGCCAAUGGAGUUCCAGCGUGAACUUGUUACAGCAGAAAUUUUGGCUGUGGGGGGGUAAGGCCACGGAGAUAUUUCAGGGGCCGAGUAAAUCUCCUCAUCUUUUUUGAACCCUUUAUACUUUGUUGAAGCUGGGAGCCGCACGCAGACUUGAAACUUGGCACACAGGUAUCCAGAAUCCAACCUGUGUUUUGCAUUUUUGUCACUGCACUAAUUUCUUUGUUGGGGUGGAAGGAUGCCGAGUUAAUGUGAUCUUGAGGAGUAAUUCUUUAUAUAGUAUUUUUUUUGUUGUAUCCAAUUCCAAAGUUGUGUAAUUGCUAAUUGGGGAACCGUCAAAUGAAUUUAUAAGAAAAGCAUUUUGACUUCCAUGACAGAAUCAUACCUUACGCAAGUACUAUUGGUUAAUCCACUCAUCUAGGGUAAAUUCCUCUACUGUGAGCUUAUGACUUCUGGUAGUGUAGCAAUAUCAGUCUGACAUUACAAAUCUGGGAACUGUGAUGGUACGAAAACCGUUUACCUCAUGUGGAAGCAGCCACAAGGCAUGAAGUAUCACUGUAGGACAACGUCCAACCUUUCAAAGUGCUCCUUGAACCAGGACAUCAGUGUUAUAGAAGGUGGUGGUAACCAUGGUGAUCUUUGUAAGCAACAGUGUUACCAGUAAUGAGGUAGACGUGGUAGAUCGGACUGAAGCCCCAACAGGGAACCGAUGUCCUAAACUCACAGUCUUUCAGCAUCAAAGGCUACAUUUAUUUAAAGGGCAUGAGUGAAACAGGAACACGAGUCUGCUUUGCAGAGCAACAGAACCAAAAAGCUUCACAACAAAAAUAUAAAAGCUGGGUCAAACCGCCAAACAAAAUAAUCCCACAGUUGGGCGGUUUUUCUCAAAGCAUGUUCAUGGAACUGCGUUCAAGUUUGAAACAUUAGAUACCUAAAUGAGUUUAGCUGAGUUUAGCAGGGCUAAAGUGGGCUUCCUGAGUCAGACCAGAUUUCAGUAUUUAUUUAUUCAUCAAUUUUAUUUUUGCAUCUAUUUAUUUCUUUAUUUAUAUGGUUAUUUAUAUGGCCUUAGACUGAUACACUAUAACUUAUGUACCUGGGUAUUUUUGCGACGAUGGAUUGAAUAAGUACAUUGUAGAUUGGAUCACUGUGCCUUUUCAAAACUAGACAUUUACAAAAGUGACUUUUAUACUGUUUUUGAUUUUUUAAAAAACAAAAAUGUGUGGUGCCCAGUGACCAGACUCCAGUUUGGAUUUUCUCAUACCUCGUAAGCCUGUGUGGUCUUGACAUCUUAGACUGGCUUCGAGAGCCAGAACCCCGACCCAAUAGCACCCUCCCUCCCUCAGUAAUUCAAGGGAGCGUCUAGUGACCUAGCUGUGUGUGAAAUCCGCAUUUCAUCCAUACAUAAGGAAUUUCGUGUUCAAUGUUGCUGUCCGAUCUGAGAGACGUGAUUGAUGAGGUUAGACCGCAGAACGCAUGGUAGACAGAUGCCAGUGAAGCUCGCAGUGUCGCCGCGUAAGACCUUGAGGGGAUGCUGUUCUUAUGCCAGCACCGUGUAGCGAUGUAGUAGCCAGCAGCACCUUCUCUCGUUCUCGUCUCCUCCCCGUUCACCUACCCCCCCCCCAUUCCUCCUCCUCUUCCCAUUUUUUUUCCACCAGCAGUUUGCACCAUCCUCCAUUUACUCCUGCGACUGUUUCUUAGACGAUGAUGUGGAAUGAAAGAGUUUUAAUAAACGACAGAUUUUGGGCAAAAA